GGAAGAGGGAGGGGAAUGGAUCUUUUCUGUGUGAGUCGCCGGAGCUCCCUCAGCCUGCUCCUUACCACCUGUCCUUGACUUACUGUGCACAGACGAGACUGAGAGGAAGCUGUGCUGCUGACUGAUCGGCCAGUACCUUUCUGUCUGUGUUUAUGUGAACAGCUGCAUUUUUUAAAAUCUUUCACUAGUGUGUGUGUGGCUGUUUCUUUCUACCUGUGGUGCUUCAGCGGAGUGGCGAAGAGAGAGGAACAUUUGUCCUCAGCCGGUGGAGCUCUGAUGGGAGGCAGUGCUGGCUCUGGCUGGGACUGGGGAUGCUGAACGGGGGGAGGGAGGGCCUGUUUGAGCUGGGACAGCAGCUCCAGCAGCAGGGGGAGUACCAGGCCGCCCUCCACUGCUUCCUCAGCUGCCUGUUGGGACUGACCCAUGUGCAGAGCUUCACCUCUCUGCCCAACUGCCUACACCAGAUUGCAGAGCUCUUCAUCACGGAAAAGAAUUAUGGGAAGGCCCUCCAGUUCAUCCAGGCUGAAAAAAUGUUCUAUGAGGUGGCACUGAUCGAGCUCACGGCUCUUCAGGGGAGCACAGGGCCUCAGGAGGAGGCUACACUGGGCUCUGCAGGAUGGACGACCCCAGAGGAGCUUUCGGAGCAGGCCUCCCAGGCUCAGCACCUCGAACGGCUGGCUCAGCUCUGCAUCAUGAGCAAACAGCCUCACCUUGCCCUAGAAUACAGCGGUAAGGCUACAAAGAUCCACCAGAGGGCCUUUGGUAACGAUCACCCAAUUACAGCCAGAAGCCUGGAGCUUAUGGCAACCGUCUAUGCUGAAAUUGGCAAGACUGAAUAUUCAGACUCCCUGGGUCAGUGUGUGUCUGCGCUGUCCAAACGCUUUGCUGCUGCAGAGUCCAUCAGAGACACCGUCAACUGUCUUCCUCAUUCCCACCGGGAGAAACACUCAGAGGUCCGCCACAGAAAGGACACCCACCACCAACAGGAGGACGCACAGAAACCUAAGGUAACCAAUGGCAAAAUCCCCACCUCCAUUCUAAAGAGGCCAAGCCCUAACUACGGGUCAGACACAGAACCCAACCACAGACGGAAAGGCGAGCGGAGGGUUCGAUUCAGGGAGCCAGAGACCACGGUACAUGACAUCCCUUACUGUGACUGUUUAGGGGCCUACGAGACGACGCCAUCCCGCCCCCACCUCGCCCUGUUCACUUGCCUCUUCCUGCUGAUGUCAUUCCUGGGUGUGGCCAUGUACUGCACGGACCGCCGGCGCCCGCAGCGGGUGUGCGAGGAGCUGGAGGCCGCUUUGGCUGUCUACCUGCUGCAUAUGAAACAACUUCUGUGGGGCUGCUGGAUAUGGCUGACCAUGCAAUGACUGAGACUGACCACAGGCGGAGACAUGGAGCCUCCUUUACUUUUUUCCAGACCCCUCUCUCCCUCUUUUUCCUCCUAUCUUUGAAGGUGCCCAGGCCUACAAACACCUCAGCCAUUUGGCAAGGCUCUGUACACUGUGGUGUUGAACCACUCUCACAGUGAAAAAGGGAAAAAUGUAUGAUCCCAGAAAUAUGUAGCUUCCAUGUCUGUAUGUAUAUAUGUAUCAAGGUGGUGGGCAUGCCACUCCUUAUUUAAGUUGUAAUGACAUUUUUGCCCAUCUGCAAUGUUGACGCUCACAUAUAACGCUCACUUAAUCACUACAACCAUGUGAUUUUUCAGUUCACGUCACAGUCUAUUGUAUGUGAGUGAAUGUCUCCAUGGGAAUGCAAAUAUUUAUUUUGUUACAGUACAUGAUUUGUGUAUAUCAGAUAUUACACAAAACUGAAUGUGUAUAUAUGGAUCAAUAUACUAAGGACUAUCACAAUAUUCAGCCUUGUAUUUGCACAUAAAUGAAUGUAGAGAUGUUUGGAAACAGCUUUGACUGGCACAGCGCACAUUCAGGAGGAGGAGGACGGAAGCACAAAUGUGUUAACUGUUCGCUAAUGAUCCGUGAGAAAGACAACACAGGGCUGCAUCACUUCACAGGUUGAAUGACUAACAGAUGAAAAACACCUCUUUCUUUACAGACUUUAUACUGUCUGUUCUUCUGUAUGACUGACUGUCAGCUGAUUCCACUGAGGAGAGAAUCUGCAGCACAAUAUUAGUAUCUAUCAUCGAAUAUACUCAAACAGAAUGAAUGCUAAUGCUUUUAAAAGUGUUCCUCUUUAUAACUGCUUGAAUCCCACAAAAUAUCCUUUAUCUAAAUGUUAUUUAUUCUUCUAUACUGUAUAUCUGCAUCAACGCAAAUAUCCAACUUUCAAUUAUUUUAAAUUUUUUAAAAUUUUUGUUACCUGUUACAUUUCUAUUUAAAAACAAUAAUAUUCAGGUUUUAAUGGUGAUGUCAAAUGCUCAUUAAGCUUUGGACAAGUGUAAGGAUGGGUGUGGGCUAAACAAAUAUUUACAUAAAAACAUCCUUAUAUCAAGUUCAUUACUGUUUUUGAGGCCAAACACAGAAAUAUGACAGAUACACUCUAUACUAUACUGUCUCUUAUUGUACGAGUCCCUUCAUCAAAUGAAGCAAUUAAAAUUCAGACAGCCAAACCACCACACAAAUGGAUUAUAGGGAUCAAAGGGCACAGUGAUGCACAUCCCACAGACCUUUCAUUAUGAGCAAUAACACACAUCACAUAGUUUCCGGUAAAACAUUGUUCUUUAUAUAACAGGUUUCAGGGAACUCAAAGGAAAAGUAUUGGAUUUUAGAGAUCUCACAUCUGAAUGUCAAAGCAAUAUGAGGCUAAUAACGCCUGUAUAGAAGAAAGAAAUACUCUCAACUCUGUACUGUCAAACUAAAUUGUCAUUAGCAAUAAAACAAUACCCAGUGAA
This is a messenger RNA of Lates calcarifer (barramundi perch), 2854 nucleotides long. It is a transcript of the gene lg19h14orf180, whose product is annotated as linkage group 19 C14orf180 homolog. Bases 312 to 1373 code for a protein of 353 amino acids. Gene Ontology annotation, biological process: positive regulation of Golgi to plasma membrane protein transport. Gene Ontology annotation, molecular function: connexin binding. NCBI's taxonomy places the organism in Eukaryota, Metazoa, Chordata, Actinopteri, Centropomidae. The record is from RefSeq and is a predicted model, not a curated record. The transcript is spliced from 10 exons. Gene Ontology annotation, cellular component: plasma membrane; trans-Golgi network; transport vesicle.